Molecule: messenger RNA, 3834 nt
Organism: Lepisosteus oculatus (spotted gar)
Lineage: Eukaryota; Metazoa; Chordata; Actinopteri; Semionotiformes; Lepisosteidae
Source: RefSeq, a predicted model, not a curated record
AUUUUGUUUAUUUGAAUGGAUGAUGAGAAGAACUCGAGUGCAAGUUUGCAAAAAGCAAGGAGAAGAUGAUUUGGAUGUGGGGGCUGAUAACCUCUCUUCGGAACCUGAAGAAGAGAGUGAAGAAGAAGAAGAUGAAUGGCAACCGCAGAGCAAGGCGAAAGAAAAGAAAGCGAAGCCUGCCGUGAAAAAGGCUUCCAAACCACGGGUGCCUAAACAGAAAGCCCCCAGGAAGACAGCCGAGAAAAAGCAAAGAGCUCCAAGGACAAAAAAGCAGAAUUUAGCCUUGGCUGAGGAGGUGAAAGUGAAAGAAGAGAGGCUGUCAUUCCCUGCGGCGGAUGGGCUCUGCAAUGACACCAAGCAGCUGGGGAGCACUGGGGACAGAGAGGAUAAGACUACAGCAGGACAGGGGACGGAGCAGAAGGGAGAGCCAGUGCCCCCUUUGGGAUAUCCCUCAGAGGAGCCUUCCUCGAGUCACCACCUGCCCAGGAUGAAGAAGGAGGAGCCGCCAGAGGAGGAUUACACUUUCAACGAGCCCGCCAUGAAGAAGAUCAAAACCGGCGACUGUCCUCAGGGAAAACCUGUAAAGCAUCACGUUCAGAGAAAAGGCCAAGUGGAGGAUCUGCAGAUGAAUUGGGAUAUAGUGAAGGUUCUCUCGGAGAUGACUGUGGUGGAAGAAUGGGUGUGUGCCAAUAUUGUGUCUCUCUUCAAUGAAGAGAACACCAUCCCCUUCAUUGUCCGCUACAGGAAGGAGAUGAUCAACCACAUGGAUGCAGACGCAGUCAGAGAUGUUCAGCUGGUUUUGGAGGAGCUGCGACACGUUGCAAAGAAAGCUCACUCUAUCACACAGACUCUGAAGAAGGAGGGAGUUCUAAGCAGCAGUCUGGAAGAAGUUGUGAGAAACUGUAAAACCACAGAUGAGCUAGAUCAUGUGUAUGCGCCUUACAAGAAAGGCAGUAAGCUGUCGAAGGCUCGGCGAGCGAGGGAGCUGGGCCUUGAGCCUGCAGUCAUGACCCUCCUGCAAAACCCCCAAGCUCUGGAUCUGCACAGCUGGGUCAAACCGCAGACUGAAGGUCUUUCCACAUUAGCUGAAGUGGAGACAGGAGUGCAGCAGAUCCUGGCAGAUAUGAUAGCGAAGGACAAGCAGACGCUGGAGUUCGUGCGGGGAGUAUGUGAUCAGAGCGCCAUAACCAUUCAUUCGACUGUUUCGAAAGCGGCGCUGAAGGAGAAAGAGCAGAAGGACGCGACAGCGGGCAAGCCGAAAGACAUCGACAAGUUCCAGCUGUACUGUGACUUCACAGCCAACGUCAAACGGGUUCAGCACCACCAGAUUCUGGCCAUUAACCGAGGGGAGAAUCUGAAGAUCCUGACAGUGAAGGUCAACAUUCCUGACAGGGUGAAGAGUGAAUUCUGCAGGUGGUGUGUCAACGUCAGGUGGAGACCCAGUGGUUAUGCGAGAGAGGAACACAUGAAAAUAUUAAGAGAUGCUGUAGAAGAUUCCUACAAAAGACUCAUUCUGCCUCUGUUGUGUAGAGGCUAUAGGUCCAGUCUGACUGUGAGCGCAGAGAAGGAAUCCAUCGCGAUGUUUGUGAGGAACCUCCGUCAGAGGCUCUUGGUGUGCCCUGUGCGGGGAAGGGUCAUCUUGGGCGUGGAUCCUGGCUUCAGACAUGGCUGCAAGUUGGCUGUCCUGUCACCAACAAGCCAGAUACUUCAGACAGAUGUAGUGUAUUUACACAGUGGAGGAGGAUUUCGUGAAGCCGAGAAAUUAAAACAACUGAUGAUAAAGCACAACUGUUACACUGUUGUUAUUGGGAAUGGCACUGCCUGCAGAGAAACGGAAGCAUUCUUCGCUGAUCUCAUCUCAAAGAGGUUCUUUGAGCCCUUGGAUGUCCAUUACUGCAUUACCAAUGAAGCCGGAGCCUCCAUCUACAGUGUCAGCCAGGAGGCUGUUAAGGAAAUGCCCAAUCUGGACCCCAAUCUGAGGAGUGCAGUAUCCAUUGGAAGACGUGUUCAAGACCCAUUAGCUGAGCUGGUGAAAAUUGACCCUAAGCACAUAGGAAUUGGAACAUACCAGCAUGAUGUGUCGCAGACCUUGCUGAAAGCGGCGCUGGACAGUGUGGUGCAGGAGUGUGUGAGCUUUGUGGGCGUGGAUAUUAACAUCUGCUCCGAAACCCUGAUGAGACAUGUUGCAGGGCUCAACGCUGGCAGAGCAAAGAGCAUCGUGGAGUGGAGGGAGAAGAAUGGACCCUUUAUAAACAGGGAGCAGCUGAAACAAGUCAAAGGCCUGGGCCCAAAGACCUUUCAGCAGUGUGCUGGCUUCAUCAGGAUAAACCCAGAAAAUCUAAAGAACGUUCACAGUGAUCAGGCCGGUGGUGCAAUAGAGGGCCAGCAGGCAACCACAGCAGGCAAAACAGUGAAAAAGAAGAGCAAAGGACCAGGAAGCAGCAGUCCUUUGCCCAACCCCCUGGACCAGACCUGUAUCCACCCUGAGUCCUACGACGUCACUCAAAGGUUCCUGCAGAUGAUUGGUGGGCACAUAGAGGAGAUUGGUCAGGUAGCGAUGCGCCAGAGGAUUGAGGGUAGUGUUCAGAGGGAUGGACUGGAGAUUCUGGCACAGAAACUGAACACCACAGUGGGCACAUUACAGAUCAUCAUUGAUGGACUCACACAGCCUCAGGGCUUUGACAUCAGACAGGACUUCGAGGAACCUGACUUCAAGCGUGGUAUUGUUUCCAUGAGCGAUUUGAAAACUGGGACUGUGCUCACUGGGAAGGUGGAGAACACAACACUCUUUGGCGCAUUUGUUGACAUAGGGGUGGGAAGGUCUGGCCUGAUCCACAAGAAGUACAUCACUGAGAACAAGCUGCCUGCUGACAAGCGGCGCCGCAGCCUGGCUCUGGGCCCAGGCGAGAGGGUGGAAGUUCGUGUGCUCAACGUGGACAUCCAGAGGGGCCGUAUCGGACUAGACCUUAUCCGUGUUUUGAGAUAGGCCUUGGGUUCUUCUAAUAUUGUGUUUUUGCAAAUAUGCAGGCUUUAGUCAGUUGAGAGGCAGAAUAAUUGUUGGUUGGCUGGCCAUGAUUGCACAACUGCAGAUUGAAGAGGGGACAGUGUUUUUGGACUUGUUGACUUAGAAGAGAUUAGAAUCCCAUACAUUUGAGUUGGAAUGUCCACUGAAACUGUUUUGGGGAGACAGGAAUUUGUUAUGUUGCUCCGUUUCUUUCUCAUUUUAUUAUUUUAAAAAAGUGCUGCAUUUCUUCUUUUUCAAUAAAAAUGACAGUUGUCAUUUCAUUUUGAGUCAUCAUGGUUUAUGUUAGAAGAUAUCCUAACAUCUGGAAAUACAAAAAACAUAUGAUGUUUUAUUUGAAAAGAAAACGCAGAACAAAUUUCAUACUUCAUGUAUUUAAAUGAGAAAAUACAAAAAUGGUAACACCUAUGUUAUCAGUGUCUUCCUUUAUUACAGCUUACAGCACCUGGUAUUCCAUCCCAGACAGUAUUCCAUCCAGGCCUGGUUAAUACAUGGAAGGGAGACUACCUUGGAAGACCGAGUGCUGUAAGCUUUUUAAAAUCAUUCUUCCACGUCAGAAAUAUCAACAGACUACAUCCUAUUUUGUCACUAACUUGCUGAAAAGCUGGUCAACCCUCUCGUCUUCUCUCGAAUUGAUUACUGUAACUGUAAUAAUCCCCAUCUCUGAAUUGGCUUCAUCACUCAGUUCUUCUCCCCACUGAGAGCUGAUGUGUGAUGACCGCACUGGCACACUAUGCUUGCCAUCACGUCAUCCAGGUGGGGCUACAUAUUGGUGGUGGUGGAGGGGAGUCCCCAUGCUAUAUACUGUAAGU